Molecule: messenger RNA, 1381 nt
Organism: Pimephales promelas (fathead minnow)
Lineage: Eukaryota; Metazoa; Chordata; Actinopteri; Cypriniformes; Leuciscidae
Source: RefSeq, a predicted model, not a curated record
CAGACAGACAUCAGGAGUACAAAAAAUCACUUUAGGUGAGAUAUUAGUCAGUUUGACCUGUAGUUCUGGCAGUUGGUUCAUAUUAAAAAGUUGUAGCCAUCCAAACUGUACUAAGAAUGUCUGGGCUUGUGAAUGAAGGAAUGGAUAUAGGUUCAAUGAUGGAAUCAGAAGACAGGAUAGAUAAGACAGUUGAUAUCUACAUUACUGCUGAGGCUGUAAGAGGCAUGAAACAUAAAGACAGAGAGGACUUCGACACCCAAACAGCGAAAACCCAAACACCGCAACACACAGGAAGUGAUUCUGUGAGGAACAGAAGCUCCAGAGCCGCUGCAGUGUGUUUGGUGUUGCUGUGUGUUCUUCUGCUGACUGCAGUCAUAGUGCUGUGUGUCAUGUUCAUUCAAGAGAGACAACAGUUCAUAUCCAAGAAUGAAAACCUGACCAAUGAGAGAAACGAGCUAAUAUCCAAUAAUGCAAACCUGACCAAUGAGAGAAACCAGCUAAUAUCCAGAAAUGCAAACCUGACCAAUGAGAGAAACCAGCUAAUAUCCAGAAAUGCAAACCUGACCAAUGAGAGAAACCAGCUAAUAUCCAGAAAUGCAAACCUGACCAAUGAGAGAAACCAGCUAAGAAAUCAUCUUCAGAGUUCUGAUGGAUGGACUUACUAUAAAUCCAGUUUUUACUACAUGCCCAAUGAGACGAAGAUCUGGACUGAGAGCAGACAAUAUUGUACAGAGAGAGGAGCAGAUCUGAUCAUCAUUAACAACAGAGAAGAACAAGAUUUUGUUAAGAACAUGAUUGGUAAAGCUGUAGUCUGGAUUGGUCUGACUGACAGUGUUGAGGAGGGCAGAUGGAAAUGGGUUGAUGGCACCAACAUGACCUCUAACUUCUGGGGGUCUGCAGGGCCUGGAGUGUCUGUAGAGCCUAAUGGAGGUAGAGACGAGAACUGUGCCGUGACUGUGCCUGUGCCUCAGCCAGGGUGGGGUAAUUUAGUAGGGUGGCUUGAUAUUGCAUGUACUAGAGCUUAUCAAUGGAUCUGUGAGAAGAGCAUUUCACAACUCACACUGCCAUAAGAACAUCACACACCUUUUUUUGAUGCAAGACGAACUGUACCAAACUUCUACAAUAAUUGAUUACCAUCUAUAAAGCAGUGUUUCUCAGCCUUGUUCCUGGAGGACUGAUUUAUAAAUGACUGGAUUCAUUGACGUCAUAAACAAUUAAGCCAGUAGAAUAUCGUGCAAAAAUUCAUGUAUUUCAGUGAUUCAAAUUAAAAGAUGAAACUAAUAUAUUUAGUAUAUAUUACAAUGCAUGAUUAUACUUCUCAGAGGGCUGAAAUUUCUAGAUUUAAAAUUCUUUUUUAUUGAUUUCAUGUAAUUUUCAAAGA